Molecule: messenger RNA, 572 nt
Organism: Aethina tumida (small hive beetle)
Lineage: Eukaryota; Metazoa; Arthropoda; Insecta; Coleoptera; Nitidulidae
Gene: RpS11
Product: 40S ribosomal protein S11
Exons: 4
Coding region: 87-542 (151 amino acids)
Biological process (GO): translation
Cellular component (GO): ribosome; cytosolic small ribosomal subunit
Molecular function (GO): structural constituent of ribosome
Source: RefSeq, a predicted model, not a curated record
GCCUUUUGUUAGUACCCACAAUUCCAGUUCCGUUGGUCUGACAGUAACGUCUUCCUCUGUCGUAAUUCUUUCUUUACCGUGUCAACAUGGCGGAUCAAACCGAAAAGGCCUUCCAAAAACAACCAACCGUGUUCCUCAACAAAAAAGUAGGGGCCAAAAAGAAGUACAGGCUAUCUCGAAGUGUUGGAUUGGGUUUUAAGACACCCCGUGAGGCCAUUGACGGAACCUACAUUGACAAGAAAUGCCCCUUCACUGGAAAUGUGUCGAUUCGUGGACGUAUCUUGACUGCCGUUGUCCAAAAGAUGAAGAUGCAGCGCACCAUUGUUGUGAGACGUGACUAUUUGCACUACAUCAGAAAGUACAAUCGUUUUGAGAAGAGGCAUAGGAAUAUGUCUGUACAUUUGUCACCGUGCUUCAGGGACGUUGAAAUCGGAGAUGUAGUCACAAUUGGAGAAUGUCGUCCACUGUCUAAAACCGUCAGAUUCAAUGUCCUCAAAGUCACAAAAGGCAGUAGCUCGAAAAAGAGCUUCAAAAAGUUUUAAAUUGAUGUAGAAAUAAAUUUUUCUAAUUUA